AUGAGUGUCAUCGCACAAGCUACUGUUAUCCUUAACUGCAUGAACGUGGCUAACUGUCGUUUACAAAAUACAUCUAUUGCUGGCAUUCGUCCUAAUAAUCAGGUGGAUAUGACUAUCUUAGCUACUGAUGAGCUCUUUGUUUAUGUUGAUGGGGCUUUUGCAGCUGCUACUAAUUCUAAGUGUUGUGGAGGUCUAGUUAAGAAUACCAAAGGGAAUAUCAUUGAAGCUUUCAUGCUUCAUUUAGAGAAGGGGGAUAAUCUGACGGUAGAAUUAUGGGCUUGUUAUAUGGGUCUAAAGCGUGCUUGGGAUUUCAAAACCAAGCAUGUAAGAAUCCAUAGUGAUUGUCAUGAAGCACUGUCUCUGUUAAGAGCCAAUAAUUACGACCUUCAUGAAGACCGAGAGCUUAUUGCUGAAAUUCAACAAAUACUUCAAAGAGACUGGCAGGUUGAUAUGAGAUGCAUUGGAAGGGAGUUCAACUUCAGAAGCUGA
Messenger RNA from Prosopis cineraria, 489 nucleotides. RefSeq lists its product as uncharacterized. The transcript has a single exon. Bases 1 to 489 code for a protein of 162 amino acids. The record is from RefSeq and is a predicted model, not a curated record. NCBI's taxonomy places the organism in Eukaryota, Viridiplantae, Streptophyta, Magnoliopsida, Fabales, Fabaceae. Gene Ontology annotation, molecular function: nucleic acid binding; RNA-DNA hybrid ribonuclease activity.